This is a messenger RNA of Cercospora beticola, 2214 nucleotides long. Its product is annotated as glycosyltransferase family 69 protein. NCBI's taxonomy places the organism in Eukaryota, Fungi, Ascomycota, Dothideomycetes, Mycosphaerellales, Mycosphaerellaceae. The record is from RefSeq and is a predicted model, not a curated record.
CCCGAUGAUGUACGAAGAAGGCGCAGUACGCUUCCGACUACACUUGUGUACCUAGCUGCCCUCGCCUCGCCGUCGUCGCCCUACGUGUCUUCCUUCAUGCAUACCAGGUCCAGGCAUCCGCGUCCGACAGCGCUUGUUACAGGUCCGCAGUACAAGUGCAUCGCACGCUCAGCAUCUUCCACUCACAGCUUCUUGGUCGCACUACCAUGGUCGUCCUCAUAACCUAUUGACUCAGCUACCAAUACCGACGGCACCGCACAAUACGAGCCCGGAAUUCCUUUGUUGUUGCUUUGUUCACUCCGGUCCUCUAGCCCCUGGAUCGCGAGCACUUGCAACGCUGGCUACGGAAGGCAUUCGGGGAUCAACCUGCCAGUAUGGCAGCGAAAGAUGGAGCGGAGGAGGCACUAUUAUACCGCGAGCAAUCUGGCAGCAGUGCGGAAUACGACUCAGAUACCGAGUAUGAGCUGGACGACUACAAUGGCAUUGGUUCAAUCAUAGCGAUCGCAAGGAGACGGACGCCAAAAUGGUGGAGGUCGAGACAUCGAAGGAGAGGCUCUGGUCCUCUUUUCCACGCGCCCCGGCGGCGACGGUCACCCUUGUGCAGAUUGGUGCAGCUCAUAGCACUUUUUCCCUAUCUGAUAUUCGGACUCCUGUUGAUCGCUGGUGUCUUCUUCCCAGGAUACUCCCAUGCGCCCCUGCGCUACCAGGAACUGCGCGAUCGGGUUCUAGUGUACGGACAAUCUGCCAACAUUCACAACGAAAAGGUCUUCAUUGCAGCGAGCUUAUACGACCAGGAGGGCGAAGUAGUUUCAGGCGAAUGGGGCCAAUCGGUACUGCAUCUGAUCAAUAUUCUUGGACCACAGAACGUCUUCUUGAGCAUAUACGAAAACGACCCUGAUCCUAUGGCCAAGGCCGCGCUCGAUUCAUUCUCGAAGAAUGUGACCUGUGCAAAAUCCAUUGUCGCAGAGACACUAGAUCUUAGCAAGCUUCACCAUGUUUCCACACCGGAUGGUACAAAACGACUCAAGAGAAUCGAAUUCCUAGCGGAUGUUCGAAAUCGCGCGCUACGGCCUCUGGAGGACGCAAACUCGGUGGCGCACAGCACUCGAUACGAUAAGCUGCUGUACCUCAACGAUGUGGUCUUUGACCCGAUCGAUGCGGCGAAUUUGCUGUUCUCGACUAACGCAAACGAGCUCACCGGCAGGACACAGUAUCGGGCAGCUUGUGCGACUGACUUCAUUAUGCCGUUCAAAUUCUACGACACAUUUGCGACGCGAGAUCUGGAAGGCUAUGACAUGGGAGUGCCUUUCUACCCCUGGUUCACUGGAGCUGGUAAAGCGGAGAGCAGGAAAGAUGUUCUUGAACAGAAGGAUGCCGUGAGAGUUAAGAGUUGCUGGGGAGGCAUGGUGGCAUUCGAAGCGAUGUGGUUCCAAAUGGAUUUGCACACUCUCGCGGGCGACAAUGUCCUCCCUUCUCGGCUACCCAAGACUCAGCCAGCACAUCUGAGCUAUCAUCCUGACCCGCGGGACGCUAGUCAUGAAGUGCUGCACAUUGACACAUUCAACUCCUCGUUACGGUUCCGGGCGGAGCACGAUACUUACUGGGAUGGGUCAGAAUGUUGUUUGAUCCAUGCCGACCUCACAGCGAUGGACCCGGCCUCACUACCCGUCAACGAAACUGGGAUUUAUAUGAACCCAUAUGUUCGAGUCGCGUACUCGAGCUCAGUGUUGCCUUGGCUGCACUUCGUCAAGAGAUUUGAGCGCCUGUACACACCGAUUCACACUAUUGUGGACUGGAUAGCCAGACGACCUUCCUUCAACCCACGGCAAUUCCAAGAACCUGGCGACGAAGUGAUCGACGAAGUGUGGACCUGGGACGCAGAAAGUCUGGCAGCCAUCCGCAACGGCACCGAUAAGUCACAUUCUAGCCUCACUGGGACAUAUAAAGAAGUAAAACGCACUGCUCUUCCCGGAGGCUUCUGUGGGGCGAGAAAGAUGCUAUACAUCAACGAGGACCCCUCCAAUGGUCUGGGAAAGUGGGCGUCGGAGAAAUUGCCGCCUGUCGACUGAUCGAUGCGAUCUGAUUUAUUUGCUUGCGUUUUAGCGUGGUGCCCUCCUGACUUGGAGCGGAGUUUGUAUUUGCAUUGCUGAUCCCAAGUGCUGGAGAGACAGCUGUGAGUGGUUAUUCAAAAGAUCUGGGUACGGCCGUUCAGCA